AAAUUCAAGUAUCAAAAAGAACACCAGCCGCUCGACCCAAUUAAACAAGCACUUUGAAACUUUGCACGUGUUCUCGGCAAGGCCUUCUCCUUCGGCACCCCUCCCCUCUGCCCGCUCCACCAGGCGAGUGUCUUGACCCAGCUCCAUUGCCAAUCUUUGGGCAUUUGCUCGAUCUGCAGCCUGUGCUCCUUUUCCGGGAUCGCUGGAUCAUGUGGGAGUCCGUCCUAUUCGUGUUGCGGCAAUUCUACAGUUUCGUCUGCCCCAUGCAGAUCUUCUACGAAAUCGACGAAACCGAGCAGUUGGGGAACCGAGAGGAUUAAGUGUGACAGCGAAUGGAGCGAGCCGCUCUUUGGAGCCCCCAAUCCCUCAUCCUCAUCCUCAGCCUCAUCCUCAUCUUUGAUCCCCGACCCGACCCGCUCGUUUCCGUUUCUCGUCUCCUUGUAUUUCAUUUCCGCCAUUUAA
Drosophila gunungcola (fruit fly) is the source of this 462-nucleotide messenger RNA. RefSeq lists its product as uncharacterized. The record is from RefSeq and is a predicted model, not a curated record. Lineage: Eukaryota; Metazoa; Arthropoda; Insecta; Diptera; Drosophilidae.